This is a messenger RNA of Porites lobata, 3019 nucleotides long. Lineage: Eukaryota; Metazoa; Cnidaria; Anthozoa; Scleractinia; Poritidae. The record is from the annotation of a GenBank genome assembly.
AUGAAAGGAAAUCUAAAUAUGGACAACAAUCGAAUAUUUAAUCUACCAGCUCCAAAUGGUAGUAAUCAACCAACACCAUUAGCUUUCACAGAUUUGAAGUAUCUUCACGUUAAUGGAACAAAUAAAAUGACUAAUAAUCUAAACAUGGAUAAUAAAAAAAUAAUUAACCUUAGAACACCAACAGACUCCACAGAUGGUGCAACCAAAAAGUAUGUAGAUGACUCAAUACCUAAUACUAGUUCUUUUAUAAAAAAGGAUGGAAGUGUAUCAAUGACUAAUAACCUAAAUCUUGGAAACAAAAAAAUAGUUGGUCUCGCUACUCCAACAUCAAAUACAGAUGCUGCAACCAAAAAGUAUGUGGAUGAUAAUUCUGGAAGUCCAGAUUUAAGUGAUUACUUGGAAAAAGAUGGUACAGUCACUAUGACUGGUAAUCUUAAUCUUGGUAAUAAUAAAAUAGUUAACCUCAGUGACCCCACCACAGAUCAAGAAGCUGCUAAUCGUGGAUGGGUUCGUAAACAAAUAGAAAGGUUUGAUCAUCAUUCUGGAGAUGGAACAAGUAGUGUAUUUACCAUAACAGAUCCAGCUGCACCCACGACUUUGUAUCUACAAUAUAUCUCAGGCUCAUCAUUUGAUGAUUUUGUUUUUACAACAUCAGCACCUGGUCAACCUCUGGUAGGGUGGGCACCAACUGCUAACACAUACAUUAACAAAAUAGAAUUUCAGUUUGGUUCGCGAAAUAUAAACGUUGACUUUCUGUGGUUUAUUCCCAGAGAUGUCUCUCAUUCCAAUUCUAAUUUUUGGGUAAGUGGAAAUCGCACUAGCACUUGGUCAUUAAAUAUACACAAGUCUUGGAAUUAUAAUAUGUCAGGAGUAAAACUAAGAACCCAUAACAAUUCAAAUCACACAGCUAUCACUUGUCGGUUAUUUACUGAUCUACCAAAAGCAAUAACCAAACCACUUAAGAGAAUAGAAAUCAACACACCUAAAAUUGUAAUAAGUGGGGUUGUAAAAGCUGAUGUCAACCUUGGUGGUAAUAAAAUAGAGAAUCUGGGUCUACCAACCCAAGACAAUGAAGCAGUAAACAAAGGUUAUGUUGACAAUCUAGUUCAUCUUACUGCAGUUCAACCAAGCCAUUAUAAAGAUGAAUUUAGUUACCUCAUGUCAAGUGGGGCUCAAUGGACUGAUGAAUCGGAGGAAAUAGGGUCUAGUUUUGUUAUAACAAAAAUAGGAGAUUUAGCACCAAACAAAGGAAACUUUCACGACUAUAAUCACAAAGUAAUUUACAUGACUAUAAUAAAGAAAUUCUUGCAUGGAUUUAUACAAAAAUAUAUUUAUAAGAUGGGAAUUAAUUUUUACAGACUAACUGCAAAUACCGAAUACACGUUGUGUUUGGAAAUACUCAACACUGAUUAUAAUCUUUGGAAUAAUACACAAAUAAGUGUUGACAAAGGAACUUCAAAAGGAUUAUCAAUUGGAAAUGUUAGUGUAAAAAAACUAUCCCAUAAGUAUACUAAAACAAAAACUAUGUACUACCACAGAAUAAUAGUUAAUUUCCGGAAGUUGUCAUCUGGGAAUAAGUUCUUUCUUCACAUUUUGGUUGAUAUUCUUCAGGGUGGAUAUAACAUGGCUUCAUAUCCGAGACUGUUUUCAGGAGUUUACAUCAUUGCUUAUGGAAUUGAGGGUACAUUUAGCAAUAUCGACCCAGAUAAAGUUUACGACUAUCACACCGCAUUUGAUAUUAAACCAACAGAAGUAGUGUACAACGUUGAUAUUAAUGCAAAUCAAAAAGAAAUUAAAAAUAUUAAACUUAACCGAAACAAUGAUAAUAGUGCUGCAACAGUUGCAUUAGUAAAAGAACUAGCUCCUUUUACUAAAAAUGCUUUGUAUAGAUUAUACUUUAGUGAGUUUUAUGACUUUGCUAAUGCAGAUAGUUAUGGAAUAAAUAUAGGCUCAUCUGGAAUUAUUAUUAAUUCUUUAAAACCUAAUAUUACACUACCACCAAAUAAAGACCUAAGUGAAAUAGCAGAAAAAGGAUUACAUAUUAAUGGUUAUGAUGUUACUUUUUCUCCUUCACAUUCUUCGAAAUCUACUUUCUGUUUUGUUUUUACUCAUUGGAGAAAUAGAAGUUUUACCCUAACUAAAUAUUUAUCAACAAACAAUAAUAUUUUAGUAAAAUUAGAUUAUAAUAAAUCAAACAAUAAAGUAAUUUUAACUGUCAAUAAAACAACUCAAAAUUUUACCAUGCUAAGUAGUUUUAACGGAAAAAUAAUUGUUGUAUGGUUGGCAGAAGAUUUAAGUGCAAAUGUCACAAAAGUUUCAAUAAGUAACUACAGCGGAACAUUAACUAUACCAGCUGUUCAAUACAAUGCUAAUCAACGUUGGAAGUUUACAACUGAAGAUGGAGUGUUAUUAAGAUUAAUGUAUUCUCCAAAAUUUUACGACAUUGACUCAGAGCAAUAUCAUAAAGUAAUGCUUCAAGAAAAGUUAAGUGGAAGUUAUAUAAUGUAAAUAUAAAUGAAAAGAAAUAGUAGUAAAAAAAAGAGUAUUUUUGAAUUUAAUCAUAUUGAUAAAUCUUUAUCAGAAGAGCAAAGAGAAACUAUAAAAGACCUUUAUAAACAUUAUCAUAAGAAACAUUGGUGUUAUAAAAAAUCUUAUAAAAGUUACAAAUUUUUAGAUAAUAUUUUUUUCUAUUUCUAGUUUAUCUCUUAUUGCUGUUGGCACUAUCACAGGAGGGUUGACACUCAAUCCUAUUAUUCUUGGAGUAAUCAACGGUGUAGGAAUAAUUGUGGCUGGAAUUACAAAAAAGAAGGAUUUUAAAAAGAAGAUAGAAACAACAAAACUGGCUUAUACUACUUAUGAGAAAGUAUUAGUAGAACUACGAUCAGCACUCAGAGGAGAUGAGUGGAAUAAGCAAGAAUUUAUAGAUCGUAUUAAAAUAUUAGAUGAAAUGAUAAUUGAUCAAUGUCCAUCGAGUGUGGAUAACUUUGCGGAAAAGUAUAAAAAUAAAUUUAAUAUAUAA